AUGUUUAGUUUUUCCAACAAAGAAUGCAACAAGCUAAAACCUGUCAUUUUUGCGCAAAUUUUUCUAUUAUACUUAACUGCAGUCACGUAUAAUGUGUGGAAUGUAAGUGAAAUACCAUUUCUGAAGUCAAAAUUGGAGCCAAUUUGUUUUAGUGACGUUGCUUUAAUGAAAUGCGCCUUUUUCCUUCUAAGAACUAGUGUUCAACACUAUGAAAUUUCUAAGUUGGGGACUUCAAUUUCGAAUGUUGGUUCAGCUGACAAGGUCAUGUUUCCAUCUCAAAAAGAUUCGACGUCUCAUUCACGACUGUUGUCUAUAGUUAUCGUAAUAGUACUCAACAUAAAAAAGACUAACAUAACAUUUUGCUUCUUCAUACUGCAAAUUAGCAUCCAAACUAUUUUUCGCAUUGACUUUGGACCUGUUUACUUCUGCUACCACUCAAGUUUUCCAUUCCUUGUUCGAAAACUAGUAUCUAAUGAAAGUUUGCCAUCAGAGCCAUCGUAUGAUUGGCAAAAAAAUCUGAAUGUUUUAGGGUAUUUAUGCUGUCCUGAGGGAUCCCAACACCUUGAUUAUAAACACUUUUGUCUUUCAGGUAAGCAUGGCUUCGGUACAGGUUCGUCCAGAAAUUGUGCUCAGAUGGACAAACUGCUACCGAAAAGAUUUUCAAGAGACCUGGAAAAGUGCUGCAUGUUUCAAACAAUUUUCAUGAAUAAUGGAUAA
Molecule: messenger RNA, 717 nt
Organism: Echinococcus granulosus
Lineage: Eukaryota; Metazoa; Platyhelminthes; Cestoda; Cyclophyllidea; Taeniidae
Exons: 5
Coding region: 1-717 (238 amino acids)
Source: RefSeq, a predicted model, not a curated record